AUGUCGAGCCUAGAACUCUUCUCCGGCUGGGCGGACGACAACGAUGACGACGAGAGUAACGACAGCGCUGCCCGCCCGGCGGGUCUGAUGGCGACGGCGGAGGCGGUGGAUGAAGAGGUGACGGCGACGGGUGGCAGAGUCCCGCGCCGCGCGCGGCUCAGCAAGAGCAACCCGCAGGUUAAGGCGUAUGCGCAGAUGCUCGAGUCGCAGCAGACGCAGAUCGCGUCGGAAGUGGGCGUGGCGUCGGACAAAAUGGCUUACAGUGGUCGACACCACCGAGUUGAACGAGUCGUUCCGAACAACGUGCACCCUAUCCCUAUCCCCACCUCUGCCCCUGUUCCCCCGCGCUCCCUUGCGCCCCAUACUAUUCCCCCGCGCAGCUACAAGUAUUCGUCCAACGGUUUCUCGGCGGAGCUCACGGCGGAGCAGCUGCGGCGGCUGAAGCGCCACCCCGCCGUGGCGUCCGUGCGGCCGAGCGCGCGCAAGCGCCUCUUCACCACCGAGUCGCCCACCUUCCUCGGCAUGAACAGCGCCGGUUCGCUCUGGCCCGCGAAUGGCGGGCAGGCAAAAGCGGGAGACGGCACGGUGAUCGCAAUCAUCGACACGGGCAUCUGGCCCGAGCACCCGUCGUUUAGCGACGCGGGAUUCUCCUCGUCGCGGCCCGCCGGGUGGUCGGGGAAAUGCGACACGACGGAGGACUUCAAGUGCAACAACAAGCUCAUCGGAGCGCGCGCGUUCUAUAAGGCGUAUGAAAGCGCCAACGGGCUGGAUCUAUCCGGGGAUUGGCUGUCUCCGCGCGACGCCGACGGCCACGGCACGUGGUGUGCGGGGGCGGCAGCGGGCAACCAGGGCGUGCCCAUGGCGGGCGGCAAGGCGAGCGGCAUGGCGCCAGCAGCGCGCCUCGUGGCUUACAAGGUCUUUUGGUCGAACGGCGAGGACAUUUGGGCGGAGGAGGCGGACAUCAUGGCAGCUGUUAAUCAGGGCGUGGCGGACGGUGUGGAUGUGAUCUCGCUCUCCCUGGGCUUUGUGAACCCCGAAGACACCUACUUUGACGACAUCGCCUUCCUCAACGCCAACCUGGCGGGGGUGGUCGUGACCUUUGCUGCGGGCAACGACGGCCCUCCACAGGGUUACCGCACGCUUGACAACUAUGCACCCUUUUACCUCACAGUGGGGGCCAGUCUGAGAGCACAGAGGUCGGGGCGCUUGCAUUGCUUUCUUACCAACCUUCCCCCAAUAUCCCCCCAACCUCCCCGCUUCUCCCUGCCCCACCCUCACACUCCUCCCCCUCCCCCCAGCUCCAUUGCCCGAGGCGGCCUCACUCUCGCCAGCUCAGUAGGUGCAUCCAGGUCAGCAGCAUCCACCAAUCUGACGUCAGCCUCCGCCACGUCAUCUGCCACGUCCUCCGCCAAGCCCUCAGCCGGCGAUUCCGCCCCCAACGUGGCCGAAUUCUCCUCCGCCGGCCCCCUCGUCUUCCCAGACGUCGGCACCGGCAACGGCCUGGCCACCGACUCGAUCUUAAAACCCGACAUUGUCGGCCCGGGCGUGGAUCUCUACGCUGCAGCCCCGGGCAGCAGCGUGGGUGACAAGGGCGGGUCCGCGCAGAUGUCCGGAACGUCCAUGGCGACGCCGCACCUGGCGGGGAUCGCUGCGCUGGUGAUGCAGAAGUACCCUUCUUGGAGCCCUGCGCAGGUCAUGUCUGCCAUCAUGACCACCGCCACCACCAAGGAUGUUAAUGGUGCUGCCAUCUCUACCGCCUAUGGGAAAGCUGCUACUCCGUGGGAUAUGGGCGCGGGGCAUGUGUUCCCUCCCAAGGUUCUGGACCCCGGGCUGACGUAUGACGCUCGGAAGAGCACGUAUUUGAAUUUCCUGGCUGGGCUGGACAUGCAGAGGACCCAGUCAGAGUACCCGAAUGAAAAGCUCACCUCUGUGCCGCCCAGAGAGCUCAACCGGCCGACCAUCGCACUUGCCAGUCUCAAAGGCAAGACAACAGUCACACGCACCGUCACCUGUGUGGCUGACUCCGCCUCCACUUACUCUGCCAAGAUCCAGAAGCCUAAGGGGGUGGAGGUGACUGUGAAGCCCAGCAGCUUCACCAUCUCGCCUGGUCAGAAGGUCAGCUACGUGGUGACCUUCAAGGUGACUAAGGCCUCGAAGAAUUUUCAAUAUGGGAGCCUCACUUGGGUGGAUGAGAAGGGUCACUCUGUGCGGUCGGCCAUUGCCGUCAAGCCUGUCAGAAAGUGA
Closterium sp. Yama58-4 is the source of this 2244-nucleotide messenger RNA. NCBI's taxonomy places the organism in Eukaryota, Viridiplantae, Streptophyta, Zygnematophyceae, Desmidiales, Closteriaceae. The record is from the annotation of a GenBank genome assembly.